Zychaea mexicana is the source of this 1188-nucleotide messenger RNA. RefSeq lists its product as uncharacterized. The record is from RefSeq and is a predicted model, not a curated record. NCBI's taxonomy places the organism in Eukaryota, Fungi, Mucoromycota, Mucoromycetes, Mucorales, Lichtheimiaceae. Bases 1 to 1188 code for a protein of 395 amino acids. The transcript has 7 exons.
AUGAAUAAAAUCGUGGACAACUUUCAAAUUGACUUUGAUUCUGACUGUCGCGUGGAUGUCAAUUCUGUGAAAGCAAGUUGGAUCCGAAAUAUCAGUCAAGCGGCUGAAUCACUUGAUGAAGCCAAAGAAUCGUGGAAAACCAUUGAACGACAACUAAAAGACACGCUUAAUGCUAUAUCAUCCAACAAAACACGAAUACACGACCAGAACAAGAAGCAAACGCAUCAGCAUCACCAACACCAGCAUCGUCCUCGUCGCCGGCGUCAUCAAACUCAUUGUCUUAAAACUUACAGCACCUGGUAUUCCCAUGUGGUUUCCCGCCAUUGUGCUGAACAGGCCAAACAGGGCUUGACUGUGGAGAUCGGGCGGGAUCCGGUUCUUUCCUGUUGUGUGGCCUUUCGAGUUUACCAGCUAACUUUGCCAUCUCUCGGUCCUUCUCAAUCUCUUAUUGUCAAUCUAGGCGAUAGUAGCUGGUUACGAGUGCUUACCGAAGAAGAAUUGGAUGAAUUGCGUGAGGCUGGUGGUGCUUCAGAUUUCUCGGCACCAAAAGAACUCGAACAAAAUUUCCAAGAAAUCCUGAAAUUGAAGGAUAGCACCGAGCUAUAUAAUUACGCAAGAAGCAUCCCAAUCGUUGAUCCAUCCAAAAAAACACUCAAAGUGUGGCUAUCUAUUGAAUUUCAAAACAUUGCCCAAUUGUUUCUGAAAACCGGCUCAUUCGAUAUUGGUACCAUGAUGGAAACUGACCAACUGUAUCUAGUGUUUGGAUUUCUUUCUUCUGUUGCUCGAGGAUCUGACAUUGCGGUGAAGGGUUAUAAAGGAUCGAGCGAAGCAAAUGCAGAUGUCUUAAACAACGAUCGUCAGCUAUCAUCUGUAAAACCAAGACGUGGUGAUAUUAUCUUUAAAUCGGGCAAGCUGGAACUUGGUUGCGCAGAAAUUGGUGCUGCGAAAAAUCAGACGAAAGAGAUGCGAGAUAGUCUUUUAAGAUUGCCAAUUGUUUUACGCGACAUGUUGUUGUUGGCUACGUUUCCUCCUUUGCUAUUGCAUAAGUGCCAUAUCAUCGGUUACAGCAUUUCAGGUGGCUCUGUCUCAUUAAUGGGUGUUGAUAUCCCCAAGGGUUUUGUUACUGGAGUCAGGAGAACAGAAUAUCUCGAUUUUCCCGACAACAACAAAACCUUGGUGUCCAGUUAG